This is a messenger RNA of Porites lobata, 8559 nucleotides long. The record is from the annotation of a GenBank genome assembly. NCBI's taxonomy places the organism in Eukaryota, Metazoa, Cnidaria, Anthozoa, Scleractinia, Poritidae.
AACGAUUCAACAAUUCUGCGGCAAUUCCUCUGGUUAUUUCCUGCCUUGAGACAAUAGUCAAAUAUGGGAGAAGUAUAUGCGCCAUCAGUAAGUGUUUGGAAUUAGACCCUUUAGACAAUAAGCUUAAUUUUGCAGUUUAGCUUCGCCGCGUGCUUAUUUUUCGAAUGUUUAUAUCACACAGUGGUCCCGACAGAUGUUCAGUUCGCUAAAACUUUGUACAGAAUACCUAAGCGUUUGAUAGGGUGUUUGACCAUGUUAACUUGACGUCGUUGAUUUCACCCUUCUUCCUUUUUGCAAGGCAAUAUUUUGUCGAACUAAAUACAGGCAAUUGGUACAUCAAAGCGGUUUGUCACUCCACAAAUUAUGUACAAAGCGUUGUAAAUAAUGGAUGUGUUAUUCAGACCUUCCCAUCGCCAGCUGGUCGCAAGAUCAAAAGAUCAAUCUGUUACCAAUAAUAGCUUGAUCACUUGUGUAAUAGCUUAGGUUUCUGCACAAAAAGAACUUAGAUUUUUGAAGAACUCGAUUCAUUUAUUGGUUGAAAACUGAAGGUCUUUUAUAAUAACCUUGGGAUAAUUUAAACAUUCCCAAGUGGUAUUCUUAGGGACAAUCAAAUCACUGCCCCAAAAUCAUAGCCCUCUACAUGUCAUGUAUUUGUACAACUGUAACUUUUAAGAACAGUUCAGACUACAAAAUAACCUUUGUUUUUCACCACUUAAUUACAUUGUACUUCUUAGGGUCAGUCUGAGGCGGCACAACUUCUCGCCACAUUUUGGCCUCGUCAAAUGCAAGAGAUCAGAAAUAUGAAUACUGUAAGUGACAGUUAGUAGAAAUAAAUUUACAGCUGUAGUAGAUGAGAAAUCCCUCAUAUCAUAGGAGGUUUUUUAUGUAUUUGUAGAGAUGCCCUUUAAUUUUAUUAUCAGUUAUGGAUUAGGUGGAGGAGGUGAUUGUUUGGAGGUUGGUGCUGAGUACUUUUCAAAGUGUUUAUGGUCCAUGUCAGUUAAGUGUCUGGUACCUUUAGAUCAAAAUCCAUACAGCAAUUGUGUGUGUGUGUUCAAAUCAGUUUAAUUAAGAGGUAAAAAUUUCUUGCAUUAAAAAUUGUCAGAAGACAGAACCAUACUAGUAAGGUGUUUAAUAAAAUUGGGUUUUAUCAACUUAGCUGUCGGGAUUAGGUAGAUCGGCUGCAGGUUGAGAAGCUGAUUUUUCAUUUAUUAAAUCUUCAUCAGGGUGCAAAGAAAAAACAGUUUUACAACUUGCCAUUCGGGCAAGUUGUAGCUAGCAUGUACUAGCCCAAGAGUCAUUUUAACUAGCAUCCCCCCCCCUUCCAAAAAAAAUAUUGUUUAUGAUCAAAACUGAUUACAGUUUUUCUGUAAUUUGAAUUUCCAAAAAAAAAUCUACUUGCUUCGUGGACAAGUUAAGGACUGAAUACACUAGCCCAAUAGCAAAAUCCACUAGCCCUGGCCUAUCAGACAUGACUUUGUUUGCAUGCUGCUUCAUCAGACUGAAUCACUGAGGGGAUAGAGGGUUUUGUGUGAUAAUGUAAUCAAGGUGGGAGCUAUUUUUGGUAGGAACAUGAUAACAUGAAAAAAAGGAUAAAUUAGUUGAAUGAAAACCGUUUGUCGAUUCUGUCGUGAUUAAGAGUGCUGAUUUGAAUAUGGGGUGUUUGGGCAGGUGAAGCUGGCAGGAAGGAGGCAUUACACUGUACUUUUUAUCCUUGUUCCUUUGUAAAUAAGAAAUUGGCACCAACUGAAGAUACCUUCUCCUUCUCACAUCGUUGUUUUUCAAAGAGCACUUUUCUUUUUUUCAGAAUGAUUUUAAGGUUCAAGAGCUGCCACUUGCAAGAAUUAAGAAAAUAAUGAAACAAGAUGAGGAAGUAAAGGUAAUUUUUAAUGUAGGCUUUUCUUUAUAAUGCCCUGUUUUUAAAAAAUGUGUAAUUAAUCUAACUGCAGAUUUUUAAAACCAGCCUUUUUUAAGACAGUCAUUAAAAUUAAUAUUCUGGCAGCCCUCAGUCAUCUAUUAUAGUGGUCCAGUUUUGGCUUAAUAUGGAAGUAAAAAAGUAUUGUGAUAGCUCAGUGUUCUGUAACAGUUUAUUUUAAGUUUCAGCCUCCCCAAGUUUCUUUCAAAGGGUUAAAAUGACUGUUCUACAAAAGAGGCUCUAUAGAUAUUUUUCUCUUUAGAAUUACCAAAAACUUAUGAUUUGACAGGUUAAAAUUUUAUUUCAGGUCAAAAUUUUUCAACCUAGGUUGAUUCUCAGUUUCCUUUGUCUCCUAGCCCUAAUUUGUGAAUAAAUAGGGCCAGGAAACAAUGGAAAAUUUGAUUUUGACCUAUAACAUAAUUAUACACUGUAUCUGUCAAUCUACAGUAGGGGAGUGAAUAAAUUACUUGUAUAUUGUUAACAAGACAGUGUUAUGUUUUUAUCUGCAGAUGAUCAGUGCAGAGGUAAGAUCACUACUGAAAUUUGUUUGCACAUACAUACACAGUACCCUUUAAGUAGGGGUCCUUUCAAUGUUGAGCAGAUCAAAACACCUCAGCUUGCAGGGCAGUCUUCAAAUUAACUUUGAUCAAAUUAUUUUUUUGUUUCCAUUAAGGUGAGUCUGUAUGGUAGCUGAUGGCCACUUUUGAAAAAAAAUUAUGCAAAACUCAGUAAAGUAUUGUUAAUUAGCAUUUGUUAUACUAUUCAUUAUCAUCAUUAUCAUAAUCAUUUCUCUGAGCCAGAAGGAAAACAAGGCUGUUGCUGUGACAGUCAUGUUUUUAAGGAACUUAACUGUAUUUUGGUAUAACAAUUUCCUGUAAAAUGCUGGAUUCUAUUCUAACAUGCUGAAGAUUCGUUAUUGACAGCAAAAAAAUUAGUUUUUAGUGCAAAGCAAAAAAUACCUGAGUUGCAUUAAAAGUAAAUACAUUCAGAGUUAAUGAAUUUUUUACCUGUCAUAUAUGCCAUAAAUUUAAAUGGAUCUGUAAACUCAGACCAUUUUGCUGUUCUGUUUAGGCUCCAGUUUUGUUUGCAAAAGCUGCCCAAAUCUUCAUUAAUGAGUUGUCGCUUAGAGCCUGGAUUCACACAGAAGAUAACAAGAGAAGAACUCUACAGGUAAAACAAAUACAAGUAUUUGCACUUUAUGGCAUGCAAAUGAAAUGCCUUAGUCGUAGUGUGCUCCAAUAUUAAGUUGUAUGCAAACUAAGAUUUCCUUGUCAUCCAAACGAAAAAGUUAGUUGCCUGGGUCCAAUGGGUUCUGCUAGAACACAGCGGCAUUCAAGCAAUCAUCAUUAACUAAGUUAUCAUACCCUUUUAUUUCAUUUUUUCAUCUACAUCAUUGUUAUAGUUAAUUAGGUAAAUAAUGUUUUUGUUGUUUAUUUUUGCAGAGGAAUGAUAUUGCCAUGGCAAUCACCAAGUUUGAUCAGUUUGAUUUUCUAAUUGACAUUGUUCCAAGAGAUGAACUGAAGCCUCCUAAACGACAGGUAAGUGUCCUGUGUGUGACUGACAUCUAUCUGGUUAAAAUUUCUCAUCAGUAAGGUUUAGUGGAACCUCACCCUACUACCACCAAACUUGGAAGUGACCAGACAUUUGUUUUUCCUUCUCUAUGUAACAGUGACUGUCAUAUUGAAGUAUUUCUAUGGUAUUUAUUGUAGAUGACACUUAAUGGCUGGUCGCAAGGGAAAUAAUGAGAUUGCAGGAAAACAAAAUUAACCAGUUUCCCAUUAAACUAGCCAUGAAGUGGUUUAUUAUGUAGUUAAUGAAGAAAAACUUCUUUGUGUACAAAUUCUUGAAAGUACAGUUAAAUCUCAAUGGAGUCAGUGGUCAACAGUUACUGGCGACAGAGCUCCGUUACCCUCUGACAUCAAAGAUUCAUGUUAAGAAAUUAUAUUAUAAUGCUAUUGUUCUUGUGUUUAAGGCAUUGGUUUAAGGAAAAGUUGUCCUGGGUAAAAGGGUCACCUGCCUACGUUAGCUACCCUGGAUGAGCCAACUUUUCAUACAGUUCCCUAUAAAAUGUGGCGAACCAUUAAUUACAUGGCUGUGAAAAAAAGAGGUUGGUGCAGCUAGAAGGGUGACCCUCCUUAGUAGCCAGGUCACCCUUUUGUGAUAGUAGGGUUAUCCUCCUAGCCAGUCCAAGUUUUCUUCAUAUUAACACUUUGGCUCACCCAGCCGGGUCAACUUAGUCAAGGUGAGACAACCAGAGCAUGCAUGAGUGCUGUUUUAGGCAAUCAAAACAUGCAUGAGUACUAUUGGCUUGGGCAAAGGGGUCAACUUUUUAGUCAUGUAGAGGCUUGCUAAGGUUGGCUCAGCUGAGAUUGUGACCCUUCUAGUUAGGACAAAUGUAUAAACACAGCCUUAGUAAUGCCUGUUAGAGUGGACGCACCCAGUGAGUGCUAUUCAAUGUUGUUAUAUUAGGAUCCCAUACGGCAGACUGUUGUGGCACCAGAUCAAGUGCAGUACUACUUCCAGCUAGCCCAGCAUCAUGUCACAAUGCAACAACAUCAAGCCCAACAACAACAGCAACAGCAACAACAGGCCCAACAACCACCACCUCAACAGCAGCAACAGCAGCUGACAACACAAGUUCAACAAGCUCAAGUAGCAGCCAGCACCCAGCCACAGACCAUUAUCACUAGUGUACCUCAACAACAGAUCGUUACCAUGGCAGUAAGUUUGUAUCUAUUACGAACUCUUUUUAAAUUAUUGAGAAAAAAAUUAUGGAAGGCAAAGCAGGACUAUUGUCAAAUCUCGGUUGUGACUAAGGUUGAAACACUAGCAAUAUUUUAGCCCAAACUACAUUGUUGUAUUUCUCUAAUGUUAUUAAGUUUUUCUUCAAACCAUUUUGAAGCCCCCAGAGAUCAGGCAAAAAAAUUGUACAAAUCCAGUUGUACACUGUAUGUUCCUUUUAUUAAAGUGUUUGGGUAAAGGGCGCUGGGACUGGAAAUUUGCCUGAUUAAAACGUGUACCUGUGAAUGUUAUGGUUAUUAUGUGUUUGAGUCUUACAAUGUAGGUACUCUGAUAGGAAAACAAAUCACUAGCAAUACCAGAAACUGAUUUUCUCUGGCCACUUUCUCUCUUUUCCUGGCUUUUAGUUUUUAACAAAAUUGUGAGAGAGAGUGAAUUGGACGUAAAGAGGGAGGAUUUGUGAUCAAAAGAAAUACGGUUGACUCCCAAUAACUCAAACCCUCGCUAACUCAAAACAUACACUAACUCGAACCCAAAUCGAUUUCCCCAUGAUUUCAUAGAUACAUUUACUGUAAUUUUAUCCUCAGUAACUCGAACCCCUCGAUAACUCGAACCUCCCGCUAACUCAAAGUAGUUUUCGUUUCAACUCAGAUCAUUUCUCAGUCUAUAAUUUUACCCUCGAUAACUCAAACCAAGUUUUGAGCCCUUAAAAAGUCGGGAAAAAACCAGUCUACUGACGUCCGAAACAUUGAAUGUUGAAUUUCCCAUUGAUGUGUUGUAGGCAUAUAGUUUUCUAGUGGAGGCUUAAUGUUGUUCAUCACAAAUCUAACGUGAAACAGCUUUACUUCUCAAAACAGUAAAAUGCAUGCACUCUAUUUAGGCUUUGUUUUGUAACGUUACAUUCUGAUUUAUAAUCUAAAAGUAUCUUUUAAUUUUCACUUAACAUUUCCACUAUUAAAUGUAAUUAAAAUGUUCACUCUGUAGUAAAAACUGUUUUUUUCCCUGCUCCCAGCUAUUCUCUUCAAGCUCGCGAUAACUUGUACUCCCGAUAACUCGAACUUUUUUCAAUUUCCUUUGAAAGUUCGAGUUAUCGGAGUCGACUGUAUUAAAUUUCCUUUUUCAUCUUUACCCCUAUAAGGUACAAUGUGUAGGCUAAUAACAUCAGAUUAGUGCUAAUGUUUUGUUUUGUUUCAGCCUGGCCAGGCCCAGAUAAUACAGAAUCAGCCACAAGAGCAAAGUGAAGUCCCGUAUCCAGUAAGUAACUAACUUUUUGGGUUUGGAAAAAAUGGUACCAAAUCAAAUAAUAAAUUACAAAGUGUAGUAAAAGAGUUAUCGUUUAUUCUCUUUUAAGCCCCUGGGGGGCUUAUUUACUUUAAGCAUGUUUGGGGGGCGGGGGGGUGGGGGGGCUUAAUUAAUUUAUCAAAAUUGGGCACCAUACUGCUUUUUCAAACAGCCAGGUAUCAAUUCUCCAUAAAGAACUAGAACACAAAGUGGAAAAUGCUCAAGCACGUGAUAUUAGAGGUCUUGCAACCAAAGAUUAAAACUAAACCAAACUCCAAGCGUUUGAAUAAACCAUACCAGAACAGUCCAUCUUUUAUUAAUUUGGGUUGUGAAGAAUAAGGAGGGAACAGAGAGGAGAGUUGAGGGGCUAAUAACUCUCUUUCCCUGAAAAGGGGGGCAUAGAGAUGGGGGACUUGGUAGAUGAUUUAUGGUAGAUUAAAGCUUAUUCUAACUCCUACAGCCUGUAGUCAGCUGUCAUUUAUCGAACUGUGAGACACCCCAAAAAUUAAUACUUGGCCUAACUACAGUAUAUUCACUGUGUUCUCUAUGACUUCAAAAAUGCAUGUUCUGAUGACAUUAUCAUUUAAUGCAAGGGACUUGAAGCUCAACUGCAAUAAAUUUUUGAUUUUCUUAGCAGAUUCAUUUUAACCCUGCUCAAAUGCAAUACAUCCGCAUGCAGCAGAUUCAACAACUUCAACAACAGCAGCAACAACAGACACAAGCACAACAGCAGGGACAGCAACAAGCAGCACAACAACCACAGGCUGCCCAACAACCAACACAGGCAACUGCUGACCAGGCACAACAGCAAGCUCAGCAGCAGGCCCAACAAACCAAUACACAACCUACGGAAUUCACAUUUACUUCUGGAGGACAGGUAACAAGAUUACAUUGUGUAAUUUAACAGAGUCCACCACCUUUUGUGGGAAAGGGCAUGGGUCUAAACUGAAAACUCUUUAAGCCACUCUUUUUUAUAAUUAGUGGGCACAAGCAGUAUUGUGAGAAAAGCUGCUGGGGAAGUCUUUGUCAAACUGGAUAAAAUAGGGGCUAGAUAUUCAUGUUCUAACGUACAGGGAGGGUAGGUGAGAGAAACCAAAGAAUGUCUCUCUAACAGUCUAGGGGUUGCUAGGUCAGGGCAUAUACAGUCAUGUACAGAAAACCACCAUUUCUUUUUGUGAAAUGGUUGAUCUUCUCCAGUUCAUCUCCAGGAAUAAGGUGCAAUGUUUUAAAAAUUAAGCAAGAGUAACUACUACAAAAGGAAGGAAAUCCAUUUCUGAGUUGCUUUAAGCCUCUGCUUCAAAGCAAGGCUAAGUGCGAAGCUAUUGAUAUGAAAAUGAAAUUUUAUACUCAAGCAAAUAAAACUAAUUUUUACAUGAAAGGUUUUGCACUUUGCCUCGUUUUGAAAGUGAGAGUAGUUGGAACGUGGAAAUGGCCUAUUUUAGGUUCAAACUGCUGUAAAAUCAAAUUAAGUUAUAUUUUUAUGUUUUUUUACCAUCCAAAGAUUUAUCAAAUUCAGCAACAUCCGCACACAGGAGUGACAGCAGUGGCAGUUGCUGCUCCUCAAGGAACCUUUAUACAACAACAAGGCAGCGCCCAGGAACAAGCAACACUUGCUGCUAAUGAACCACCACAACAACAAUAGACAGGUACACUGUUAAUUAGAUCAAUAGCCUCUGUAAGUCUCCCAUUCACCCGCUGUAUACAGCCUGUCAUGUAUAUCUCGUAUCUACAUGUGGAAGACGCAUUACACAAAAAAUGUAGGCUCUGUUCCUGUCGGUUGCCUCGCAUCUAAUGUUAGAUUAUGUUAUUUGGCUGUCACCAUUUACUCUCAAUGUGUUAUUAUGUAGGGAUUUUCAUAAUGGGUCGCAAUUGAUCCCACUUUUAAUAGGAGGAGUGUUCCAGUAAAAAAUGCGAUCACUGCAUACCGAGUCUCGGUGAUGCUUUCAUUCCGGGGUUGGGCGUCAAGUUCUAACCUUGAAACUGCUUUGUACUUAGAUGAGUUCUUUUUUCUAAUUCGUAAACGUUAAUUUUGUUUUUACAUAUUACCACGAAUGCCUUUAGUCUCAAGUUUAAUGUAAACGAACUAUACUUCUAAUCAAUAAAUUCACGGCAAGUAAAUCCUGUUUGUCUGUAACCAGCCCGUUUUAUUGCCAUCAAAAAUCGAACACAAACGAAAUUUGUUUGAGUAAAUUCAGUUACCAACGUUUUUUGAAGAAAUCUAACGUUUCGAACCAAUGAAACUUAAUUCGAAACGAAAUCCACGGCAUAGUGAAUUUCGCUGCUUUGUCCAAAAAGUCGCCACUAGACUAAAGUUUUUUUUCUCUUUAUUUCAGUGUCCAGAUUGUGGGCCCGAAUGGAAGAUAUUUAAAAGUAUACUUUAUCAUACAAAUUUGCUCCUAUAUACAACAACGCAACGAUACCUAGUCGCCAAGCUUGGCAGCUGUAGAAACCAAACGCAUGGAGUAAUUUAUUUUUGCUGCGAGUUCAGCCGCCGAACAUUAUUUUAUACGCAUUUAGCAUUUUACCCCAUUAAACUGGGUAAUCUAAUUACUCAGGAUGAAUGGGGAUGGAUGUAAACUAUAACGUGGAUGAGGCAAUCCGGGCUGUCGAUUUUUUGAGAAUACGCG